Aspergillus melleus is the source of this 1409-nucleotide messenger RNA. RefSeq lists its product as uncharacterized. The coding region runs from base 37 to 702 and encodes 221 amino acids. Lineage: Eukaryota; Fungi; Ascomycota; Eurotiomycetes; Eurotiales; Aspergillaceae. The record is from RefSeq and is a predicted model, not a curated record. The transcript has a single exon.
CCAUGAGAAACAGUCACCAUAGCACCGCCCGCUACCAUGACAGCUGCGAACAUCAAAGAUCCUCGCUGCAAGAAAGACGCCGACUGUGAGCCAGGCACGUGUCUGAAAGGCAUCUGCAUUGAUGGCGCCGGCCCCCCUAAUCCCAAGCAUACCGAUUUUAUGUUCAGUAUCGACGACCUGGACAAGAUCGGAAUGGGCCAUCCCUCGCGUCGUGACGGGCGUGCUGCAGGCAGGAAGUGUUCAACUAACAAUGAUUGUGCGAAGGAUAAGAAGCGGCCUUGGUGUGGCACGCAGAGCCGGUGUGUGGCCAAACGGCCCGCGGGGACUGAAUGUCAUAUGGAUGGUAACUGUAAGAAGGGGGAGCGGUGUGUGAAGUCACGAUGUGUGUCUAAGAAGCCGCAUGUUGGUCGUGAUGAGCAGGAGCAUGACGCGGUGGAAAGGCUGGCGCCCAGGGAAGAGGAUGAGAUUGUCAAGGAUCUGGGCGAGGAGUUUGGUGAGGAGGAUGAGGUUUCUGAGCAGGAGCAUGUCAAGGAGAAGAGAAUGUCUCAUGCCACCUCCUAUGAGCUGCCGGGGGAUGCUUAUGAUCAGAGCAAGGAGAUGGGAUGCGAUGAUUCCGAUUCUUUCGAGCUGCUCGGGGAUGCUUAUGAUGGGGGCAAGGUGAAAGGAUGCACCAAUUCCUUUCCCAACGACCUCGAGCAUUAGAGCUUAGGAGGUCUCGUGAGGAGUGAGGCUCUUCUCAUUCGGCCGUCACCUGCCUCGAAGAAAAGUUAUGGAUUGUCUUCAUGUUUGUUUGAUUGACAAGAAUCGUGCGAGAAGGUUCACUCUUUUCCUUUCGCUCUUUGCCGUGAUAUAUUUGUAUUCAUUCUGUCUCGGGGUCUACUUUGACAGUACUACCCUGCCCAGCCCAAAUUCUAUCAUUCAAGUUUGGCUUGUCGAGAAAGCACGGCGGUCAUUUAAAAAUUAUUGAUUCCCCAAUCUAGGAUCUAGGAAUAUUCUUGUAGUCUGUUUCUCCAUGUUCACACAUGACCCUCUUUAGCACUUCUACUGAAUGCUUGUGUAGUUUGUAGAACCCGCCAUUUUGUCUUUCGCUGGGUUUCUGAUCUCCUUUGUCGGCGACUAGAACCCGCUAAACCAUGAAACGGCCCUUUUUGAUAGCACGUUGAGAAUCAUGCUCUACGGCCCCAAUAUACCGAAUGCAAAGCCGAUCAGCGUAGCCGUUGUGGAGACAUCUGCAAAAACGGGGAUUGACUGGCAAACACCGAGAUCCCUGGAGUCUGCAGCGGAAUUAAGAACCGGAGUCCGUUCACCAUGUCCGCCUAGAACUGUCUCUGCAUGCAUGGCGAAUUGAUAGUCAUCAUGGGUCAGACUACUAGGGAACGAACGGCCUUUGGUGCAGAUCCCGGGUAGAU